ACAGGAAGAGGCGAGGAUUAAAAAGGAAGUUUAAAUGGGGGAGGGGAAGAAGAAGCGCAGAGCAGCACCUCGCAGCACAGCAGGUGGGAUGGUGGGGCAGCUCCCAGGCCGAUGACGCUAUGCGCCUUCCUCUCCUUCUCCCUCACCAAAAAUCAUCAUCAUCCACCCACUAACAAACACCCGACAAACAGCCCACAGCCCUCAGCCCUUUGCCUUUUCCCCCGUCUUCCGUUCGCCGCACCAGUCUCCUCCGGGCCCUGUUUCCAUCAGCUUCUCCAGCCGGUGUUUCCAACUGCUCGUCCCUCCUCAUCCGCGGUACUUCCGGCCCAGAGUGCUCCGGCAACGACCCCCUCCGCCUGGUCCACUCCUCCGGCUAAUCACAGCCCGUCGACUGCGCUGCGAUCCCCAGGAGGCCCUUUUUCCUUCACCGGCGCUUCCCAGCAUUCCCGUGGGUGUUCCCCUGAAACACCACUGGGUGACAGAUCCAUCCCCGUGCUGAUCCACCAUACAGCAGCUUCCAGUCUGGCAUUUAACCGUGUUUCUAUUCAACAUCCCUCGGGACUUUCUCGGGUUUUGGCCACCAGUAAGUAUCUACAGAGACAUCGCCUACAUACAGUAUACCACUACGCUACGACUCCGAAUCUCCAGGGUAUCCGGUCCGCUCAGCCCCCACGGCAUAUAUGCUAUAUAGACUAAAUACUCCGUCAAGUCUAGACGGGGGGGUCGCACCACCACCACUGGGUGGGCUCCGCUCCAUCCCGGCCUCGUGAUGGGACAAAGAAAAAACACAAGACAACAACGACUGGAAUACGGGGCUAGUACAGAGCGUAAUCCAUAUGGUCUCCAAAUUUUCGGUCCCCCCG
Aspergillus heteromorphus CBS 117.55 is the source of this 863-nucleotide messenger RNA. RefSeq lists its product as uncharacterized. The transcript has a single exon. The record is from RefSeq and is a predicted model, not a curated record. The coding region runs from base 112 to 696 and encodes 194 amino acids. NCBI's taxonomy places the organism in Eukaryota, Fungi, Ascomycota, Eurotiomycetes, Eurotiales, Aspergillaceae.